AUGACUCUCGAUACUAUACUCAACAAUAAGAUGCGUGCUCGGUACAUCUCCAUGCUUUGGAAAUGCUGCCGCUGCGAAGCAGCUCCUGAAGCCCUGCCACUUUACCUUUGCAAUGCUCUCGGUGCAGAGAACAAGUCCAUUUCAGGGAAUUGGAGGUAUCCAAUUUUAACUUGUGGCGAUACAUCGUGCGCUAUAUGCUACAGACCAAAAACAAAAUGUUCAAAUUCAAAAUGUGAACACGAAAAAUGCUACGGAUGUCCUUCUCAUAAUGGCGAUAUCAAUUCUGACAAUUCAAGAAACUCUCGAGUAUCACUCACAAUCAUAGGAGGCGAAAGAUUCGCACUUACUUUCUUAAUGGGAUCUAAUUGUCGGUGGCAAUGUACUGAAAGCAGUUUCCCAAACUUCAACGUGCUCGAGGGCCCAGAACCUUCAUUUUGGGACGACGAUUACAAAGAUCCAGAGCCAACUGGGCAGAAAAUAACACGUAUAAUACCGCUACCCAGGGUUAUUGCCAACCGAUAUCUUCGAAGGGAGGAACGGCAUAUCAAGGACGAGACAAAUUCACAAUUUGAGUUGAAGGAUAAGUCUAUGGCAGAUCCGCAACCUCCCAUGUCUGGAUGCAGCCCUAUUUUACCAGACAGAGCCAUCCAAGCCUCAGAAAUAAAUUCGAGACCGGCAAAAACUUCACAUGAAAGUCUCCCACAAGCCCUUGAAAUGACUGAUAUCGGUAACAAUGUCAACAAUAGUCUAGAUAGCCUAGAAGAUAGUAGUAAGUUCACUUAUACCCCUAUCAACAGCCGAAAUCUUAUAGUUGCAGGUACCAGAAUCUCGGGAUCGGAUGAAACACAGACUAGAAGCGAUUUCACCAUCACAGAAUCAAGCGGUCAAACGACUAGACCAGACCAGUCUAAAUGUUCUGAAGUUCAGGGAUCAGCAUCCAUAUCCGUUGUGAACACACUGCCCUCUGUGCUAGCUUCCAGUGCAGAUCUCCUCCCGUUGCCCCCCUCACCCCAGCCUACGGCUGUCGUGGAAACCGAGUCUUCAAUCUCGGAUGAACACAGCCCCCAAAAUCCAAUAGUCCGUACAGAAGACCGAUCUGAAAAAGAAACUAGUUUGAAGGAUGGCGCUACUCCAGUGGAAGAGAAAGAAUCCUAUUGUAUGAGUGGAAUUGCCGGUCAAGCAGUAGAUCUUCCACGUCCACUUUCAACUGCGAACCCUACUGAUUUUGUAUCCGGUGGAAAAAAGUUUUCAUCAUAUUCGGGAUCCGCAAAUUUCAGAUCAAUUAGACCGGCAUCUCCACUCAUAAGAGCUCCGACAAGAACACCAAAGCUUUUAAGGCGUAUGCAUCUAAAGCAUCCGGCCCACAACCCACCUUUAACUCCCCCACCCAAUUCUCCGAUACCACCACCGAUCCCGCCUCCAGAACAUCAGCAAGGUCGGAUAUUCAACCCUAUUCUUAGUGAAAGGCCAACUAGGCCUCACAGAAUCUCACAAGAUUCCCCAUCGGGCAGAUGGACCCCACUAUUUCAAGAAAGUUCACCACAAUCCGGGACGCCAAAUCUUUCGACUUCUGCAGUGAUACCACAGAAAAGGCCACCAUCCCCAGCGAUCAGGCCCGCCAAGAUUAUACGUCGACAAAGAAGACUGUAG
This is a messenger RNA of Botrytis porri, 1650 nucleotides long. RefSeq lists its product as uncharacterized. The record is from RefSeq and is a predicted model, not a curated record. Bases 1 to 1650 code for a protein of 549 amino acids. The transcript has a single exon. Lineage: Eukaryota; Fungi; Ascomycota; Leotiomycetes; Helotiales; Sclerotiniaceae.